Triticum dicoccoides is the source of this 2344-nucleotide messenger RNA. RefSeq names its product proline-rich receptor-like protein kinase PERK4. The record is from RefSeq and is a predicted model, not a curated record. Gene Ontology annotation, biological process: protein phosphorylation. Lineage: Eukaryota; Viridiplantae; Streptophyta; Magnoliopsida; Poales; Poaceae. Gene Ontology annotation, molecular function: protein kinase activity; ATP binding. The transcript has 5 exons. Bases 391 to 2112 code for a protein of 573 amino acids.
GUCACGGCCUGGCUGCGGAUGAGGCGAACACCAACCACCCGCAAAGAUCGGGCGCCGACGAGCACGGCAGCGGCAACCAACCCCCGAAGCUGAGGCCCCGCGCGCCGCCGCCGCAACAGAAAAACAGAGGAGAGCGAGACACGGCCGCGCAACGGCAACAGGGGAGGAGAACAGAUCCCGCGCCCUGCAUUUGCCCUGCUAUCUUCCUCCACCGGUGAGAUGGUCGGAGGGAUGAAACCGACGCGACAAGCCGGCCGGCGGUCGUCAUGGCGGCGGCGGUGCUAUGAGCAAUGAGCACGACACGGCCUGGAUUUCUUUGCAAGAAGACGCAUCUCCGAUCGCGUGCCGCGGUGGUUGGCUUCUCGAAUCCUUCUUGUGUACGUAGCCGUCAUGUCGUCCAACUCCUCCUCGGCCGCCCCACCGCCGCCCUCCAAGAGCAGCCCUCCUCCAUCGGCAGCCCCGCCGCCGUCACCGUCCAUCUCCAAUUCGUCCUCGCCGGCGCCGUCCAGCUCCAACGACCCCUCGCCUCCGCCUGCGCCGCCCAAGUCCAAUGGCGCCCCGGCGUCGCCAGCAAGGGUUCCGUCUCCACCAGCCCAAUCAUCCAGAGGCUCCGGUGACUCGAGCAGGUCGUCACAGACUUCUGCGCACCGUGUCAGCCCCAACACCACGGCCGAGAUCAUUUUCGCCGCCGCCGGGGCGGCGAUGCUCCUCGCGCUCCUCAUCGCGGCCUGCGUCUGCUGCUCGAGGAGGACGGCGCCGAGGCGGAGGCGGAAGCCUCACAAUCCCAUGCAUUUCUACGCCGAUACCUCCGGCAACAAAGCCGGCAGCACGUACUACACCGGCGGGCCGCAGCCGCAGUGCCAGAGCGGCACCGGCGCGGGGCCGUCGACGAGCACGUCCCGCCCACCCGGGGCAGCCUGGCCGUUGCCGCCCGGCAUGAACUCGGGCGUCUACUCCAGCCCGCGCGACCAGCCGACGUCACCGCCCGCACCGCAGGAGACGCUGGGGCUCGGCAGGGGCACGUUCACCUACGAGGAGCUCGCGGCGGCGACGGGCGGCUUCUCGCAGUCGAACCUGCUCGGGCAGGGCGGGUUCGGGUACGUGCACAAGGGGGUGCUCCCCAGCGGCAGGGCGGUGGCCGUGAAGCAGCUCAAGUCCGGGAGCGGGCAGGGGGAGCGCGAGUUCCAGGCCGAGGUGGACAUCAUCGGCCGGGUGCACCACCGCCACCUCGUGUCCCUCGUCGGCCACUGCAUCGCCGGCGCCAGCCGCAUGCUCGUCUACGAGUUCGUCCCCAACAAGACGCUCGAGUUCCACCUCCAUGGGGAAGGGUUGCCGCCGAUGGCAUGGCCGACGAGGCUGCGCAUCGCGCUCGGGGCGGCGAAGGGGCUCGCCUACCUGCACGAAGACUGCCAUCCACGGAUCAUCCACCGCGACAUCAAGUCGGCCAACAUCCUCCUGGACAACAACUUCGAGGCCAUGGUGGCGGACUUCGGGCUGGCCAAGCUGACGUACGACGGCAUCACGCACGUCUCGACGCGGGUCAUGGGGACGUUCGGGUACCUGGCGCCGGAGUACGCGUCGAGCGGGAAGCUGACGGAGAAGUCGGACGUCUACUCCUACGGCGUGAUGCUGGUCGAGCUCAUCACGGGGCGGCGGCCCAUCGACGCCACCGCGCACUUGGUCCUGGAGGACGGCCUGGUCGAAUGGGCGAGGCCGGCCCUGUCGCGCGCGCUCGCCGACGGCGACUACGACGCCGUCGCCGACCCGAGGCUGCAGGGCAGCUACGAGCCGGUGGAGAUGGCGCGCGUGGUGGCCAGCGCCGCCGCCUGCGUCCGGCACUCGGCCAAGAAGCGCCCGAAGAUGAGCCAGAUCGUGAGGGCGCUGGAGGGCGACAUGUCGCUGGAGGACCUGAACGACGGGGUGCGGCCGGGGCAGAGCAGGCUGUUCGGGGAGGGGGCGGGGUCGUGCAGUUCCGACAUGAACCGGACCAAAGUGGUGGUCGUGGCGAGCCCCGAGUACAGCGGCAGGUUCGGACGGCCCUCGCCGGUCAGCAGCGACAGGCCAAUCUCCGACGAGAUGAGUCCGGCGGAGAGACAGCAGCCGCACCUCUGACCGAUUCUGUGGUUUUCUCCUUGCCGUACGUCUGGGUAGUUUGUUCAUGUGCUAUUUCUAACAUUUCGUGUUACCGAUUAGUGUUGGUGUGGAGAACCAUACAUGUCAUGUUUGGACAUAGAAAGAGCCAUUGAAAAGGUUUCUUUCUUCUGUAGACAACAGCAAUGCAUUUAUAUAAAAACAAUAAUGUACGUACUCAACUAAACUGAAAAAUAUUGUGUUGCUCUUGACA